CCGACCGGGAGCCGGCGCUGCGGCGAAGGCAGGAGGGAAGGAGGCGCGCGGCGCCCGCCCCCGUCCGCGCUGCUCGGAGCCGGAGCCGGAGGCGCAGCGAGGCGCUAGCCCCAGGCCGGUCCCGACGCCGGCCCCCACCCCGCGAGGCGGCCCUUCCCUGCGCAGCGGUGGCAGCGGCGGGCGGGAUGACGGCGGAGGAGAUGAAAGCGGACGGGGCUCCCAUGGAGGGGGCGGACAUCACCCCCAAGCGGGAUGAGGGCGUCCUCAAGGUUGUCAAGAGAGAAGGCAGUGGGACAGAGUCUCCGAUGAUAGGUGAUAAAGUGACCGUCCAUUACACAGGAUGGCUCCUUGAUGGCACAAAAUUUGACUCCAGUCUGGACAGGAGAGACAAAUUUUCAUUUGACUUGGGGAAAGGUGAGGUGAUCAAAGCAUGGGACAUUGCUGUGGCAACUAUGAAGGUUGGUGAAAUCUGUCGGAUUACAUGUAAACCAGAAUACGCCUAUGGCUCAGCUGGGAGCCCCCCAAAGAUACCUCCCAAUGCUACACUGAUUUUUGAGAUAGAACUUUUUGAGUUCAAGGGGGAGGACCUCACUGAUGACGAAGACGGUGGCAUCAUCCGAAGAAUCCGUAAAAAAGGGGAAGGCUACUCCAAGCCCAACGAGGGUGCGCUUGUAGAGAUCCAGUUUGAAGGCCGAUAUGGAGAUCGUGUUUUUGACAGGCGGGAAUUGCGGUUUGAGAUCGGAGAAGGUGACAACUAUGAUCUUCCUCAUGGUCUGGAGAAAGCAAUUCAAAAAAUGGAGAAAUCUGAGGAAUCCGUGUUCUAUCUCAAACCCAACUAUGGUUUUGGAAGUGCUGGGAAGGAGAAAUUUCAGAUCCCUCCAGAUGCAGAGCUACAAUAUGAAGUGAAACUCAAAAGCUUUGAAAAGGCUAAGGAGUCUUGGGAAAUGAACACAGAUGAGAAGCUGGAACAAAGCUGCAUUGUGAAGGAGAGAGGCACGCAGUACUUCAAGGAGGGGAAAUACAAACGGGCAGCAUUGCAGUAUAAGAAGAUUGUGUCAUGGCUGGAGCAUGAAUCAGGACUCUCUGAUGAGGAGGAUACAAAAGCCAGAAGCUUGAGGCUUGCUGCUCACCUUAAUCUAGCUAUGUGCCAUCUCAAGCUGAAGGAAUACUCCCAGGCUUUGGAGAACUGCAACAAGGCACUUGAAUUGGAUAGCAACAAUGAAAAAGGCCUCUUCCGGCGUGGAGAAGCACACUUGGCUGUCAAUGACUUUGAACUGGCCCGGGGAGAUUUCCAGAAGGUGAUACAACUUUAUCCAAGUAACAAAGCUGCCAAAGUGCAACUGGUAACUUGUCAGCAAAAAAUACGGGAGCAGCAUGAGAAAGAGAAGAAGAUGUAUGCCAACAUGUUCCAAAGGCUUGCAGACAAAGACUUAAAGUCAGCUGCUACUCUUCAAACCAGCCACACUGAGGAUGCAGAAAUGAAAGAUGAGCAGAAUGGAGUUGAAGAUAAAUCGGAAGUUGACACAGAAGCAUAAAAACAAACCCUAUUCCAUUAGUUUUGUAAAUGAAAGAAUUUCCAGUGAAUUAGACCUUUAUUUUUCUACCUGGUUGGACAGUGGCUUCAGGGGAGCAGAGGCUGAAGCCACCAUGCCACCAUCAGUUACAGCUUUAUAUGUCUGUUGAAGAAGCUGAGUGGCAGCAUAAAUCUGGUUUAAUCCUAGGGACUUUAUUUAUUCAUUCAGCCUCUGUUGCUGUUUGGGUUCUGUCUGGAUUUACUCUGCUUGGUUUAUUUGCAUUUUGCCAUUGGUGUUUGUCUCUUUCUGGUUCCAGCUCACUUUAAUCCCAGGUUCUGCUUCCUAAAUUUAUUUCCUUGAUUUCUUUCAAGUAAUCAGCCUUUUCCAGGAGUCCUCACAUGAGACUUGAGAACAAAUUGACGCUCCCAGUUUUUCUGCCUUGGGAUUGCCCCUUCCCCCUUGUUCAGUAGGGAGUCCCUUCCAUUAAGUGUUGUAACCUUUCUUGUAUGCCUCCUCUUUGCAAAUUGCUGAAGGUGAAGACUGUGAAGUCACAGCUUAAGUAAUAAAGCUCCAAUUAAACUCAAGAAAACAGAACUUUUCGUGGGUUUUUAUUGGAAUUUGCACAGAAUUAAGAGAAUUUACUGUCCUUUGGUCAUUCAGCGUUUUCUCAUCCACAUAGCUGUACAGUAGCUGCAGUAUCUGAUUGUUUUUUAGUGUUGUUUGUUCAUUGCCUUAGAAAAUUCCCACAACAAUUGAUACAGUAUUUACCCAUAUAUUUGCAAAAGGGGAAAAACAUGUUGCUGAAAAUUGUACAAAAAGCAAGUCUGUAACCUAUGCAUAGAGCUUAUUUUGUGUUCGUAUUGCUACGUUCCUCUUCACCCUCCACAUUGUAAAACUGGACCAGAAAAAAACCAUUUAUUUUUACCCAAAAGUGACUGGCUGUGAAGAGAAAAUAGGUGAUGAUGGUUUAACACAUUACAAAUACUUCUAAGUCCUAAUGAACUACAAACUUGUGAGCAAUUCUAAUGUCUGCUUAUCCCCAUUCACAAGAAAGCUAUUACUUGAUAUUCUGCUUCGUUCUGCAGUAUGUUGUGUGUCUUGUUCGGGGACUGGUGUGCUUUUGGGUUCUGUGUGAGCUUUUUGUUGGGGGGGGGGGGGGUGUUUGUCUGCAGGCAUGGCACAUAGUAUUCAAACUUGCCUUCUCUGUUUAUCCUGUUAUGUAGUGUUAAACUCAGCAUCUCCACUGUCCUGACAUCCUCUAGCAGCCAGUAGGGAUGCUUUUUUGCCUCCUCUGCAGGAGGAAGGUAGAUAAUCUUCCUUUCAGAUACAAAAAUGGAUUUUUUUGCAGUGAGAAAGAUGUUUUGUCUUUGCAUGGCACGGGAUGGGCUGGAAUUGUGUGUAUAUUGCAGAGAUUAACAUGAAUGACAUCUGAAAAUCUGAGUUCCUGGUCUCCUUUGCUGUGAGAAAAGUAGUGUAUGAGCGCUUACUGGUGAGGCUCUUACGGGCCAGGAGGUUGCUGGUACCUGCCCCAGCAGGAGCGCCGGCUUGGGCCUGGCAGCUGCGUGACCGAACCAUCACCAAAGCAGUAGGGCCUGCUUGCCAUGCUGUCCAAGACAAGAAGUUCCCUGCCUGCGGCUGGGCUGGAGCUAGGCGAGGGAGCUGCGUGGUGCAGCAAUGCCCUCGGCUUCACUGGGGUGGGAGAGGGACUGGGGAAGAGGCAGGAUGAAGUGCUUGGUAGGUCAUAGCGUUUAAGGAAAUGCUGAUUUGACUUGCUUAGCAAAAUCUUAGCGUUGCCAGGUAAUGCAGGUGCUUUUCACGGGUUCUGACUCUCAAUAGGAUCAGCCCUGUGGAUGUGCAAACUGUUUCACCUUGUACCAAAGCACGGCUACCUCUAAGGGGAACGUUACAGAGCGGUGACAACAAGGUGUGAAGAAGGUCUGCCAGCUGAAGUUACCAGAGGGGAUGUUCAGAGACAGCAGAAGAGUAAGGGGAGCAGGAAUGCAAAGGAAGGGUUCUUCUUCUCCAGCAAGGAGAUACCUUGAUUUGUUGGGAAUUGUUACUGGAAAUAAUGAACCCCUGUGGCUGAAACUGUUGUUGCUGUGAAAGUAAGCGUAGGGCCAUGUCCUAGUGAUAAAUUUCUAAUUCUUGGAACAACAGUUUUCAAAAAUCUCCCACAGGGAUGACAGUUCUUCAACCUGUUUUUGAAAGCAAAAAGUGAGAUUAUUUCUAUAGCGCGUCUAAACAAUUCCUGAAAUCAAUGGUGGAUAUGUUAAGUGCGAGCAAUCUUGAAAUUACCAUUUUGCCCUCCUUGUUAGUAUAUAACGAACUAUGAAACGUUUAAGAAUGUAAAUCAACUAAGGACACUAAACGUGCCCUCUUCAGGCAGCUGAAAGACGCUUCCAUGCCAACUCUAAAUAUGGGUCUAGCUACCAGCAGAAGAUGCCAUGUAGUGUUUAUCAGCGAGGUGAUGCAUGUAAACUUCAGCUAUGAACUAUUCAUUAUGUCCUUACGGAAAAAUGCUUAAAAUAAACAACUACAAUACUGACUUUGUAAACCAC
Molecule: messenger RNA, 4072 nt
Organism: Harpia harpyja (harpy eagle)
Lineage: Eukaryota; Metazoa; Chordata; Aves; Accipitriformes; Accipitridae
Gene: FKBP4
Product: FKBP prolyl isomerase 4
Exons: 10
Coding region: 186-1535 (449 amino acids)
Molecular function (GO): protein binding; peptidyl-prolyl cis-trans isomerase activity
Source: RefSeq, a predicted model, not a curated record